Molecule: messenger RNA, 3253 nt
Organism: Nymphaea colorata (pocket water lily)
Lineage: Eukaryota; Viridiplantae; Streptophyta; Magnoliopsida; Nymphaeales; Nymphaeaceae
Exons: 3
Coding region: 653-2917 (754 amino acids)
Source: RefSeq, a predicted model, not a curated record
CAUCUGUGCGUCAAUCUUUACGUUGGAGGGGUUGUGGCCCUUGAUUGAUGAAGAAGGGCAUGGAACUGAUUCACCUAACACCACGCGAAAAAAAGUGCGCACCUGACCUGAGUCCGGGCCUGCCGGUCCUUCCCUCACUCUCUUUUGACUCGUAGGAACGUCGACAGUGGACAGAUUCCGGUGGCAAGCCGGCCGGCGGUAUAGUCGGAAAAGAAAGGGUCCUCGAGGCUCCAGUUCAACUCAACUCAAGCCUCGCCGGUACGUGUGGCGUUGCGGGACAGAUUGCGUGGGGGUGUGAGGCAAGAACGUGUUGCGUAACGACGUCCUUCUUUCACCCCGCAGUGUUAACGCCUCCCGGUUAUUACAACAAUGCCCUCUCGAAACGCUGAAGGGAACAUCAAUUGUAAUUGCAAGAGGCUUAGGCAAGCAGGUAACUUGGUAAUUUGCGACUGGCGGGGGCUUCCCGCAAGUCAGUUCUUGGGGGCGCCCUUCGUUUGCAGCUCUAGUUCGCUUCCUCGGCACUUCUCCGCGGUAGCCAUCUCUCUCCCUCUCGCUCCCCCUCUCAUCUCUCUCGCGCGAAGACCGUAGCAGGGCUUCUGCGGCAUCGCUCCCGCUCCAAGCUAACAGAACUCUCUCUCUCUCUCUCUGUGGAAUGAAUCGGGGAAAGAGUUCGGGGAGAGGGGGGAGGAAGAGGAGGAGAAUCUAUUGCUCGGACGAUUCUGAUGAGGAUUUUGUGGUGGAUGAGUAUGAAGACAAUGAUGACAUGGAUCACGCUGAUGACGGUCACGAUGGAUUGAGCAGCUCCGACGAGUCAGACGCAAAAGCUAGACGGAAGAACCCGAGAAGGAAAUUGUCGAGGCUUGGAGUGAGGAGGUGGAAAAGAAGAGGCAGACUUUCCCGCGAGAAAGUCGAUGAAGACGACGAAGAAUUCGAUCCCGGAAUGGAGUAUAUCACCGAGGAUGAGGAAUCGGUUGUUGUGCGGAAGGCGUUGGUCAAUAAGCAGGCGAGGAACAAGAGGACUAGAAACGUGGCGAGUUCUACUAGCCGGAAGACCGUUCUGAAGUCCAGGGUUACGAAUAAGAGGAAGAGGCACGUGAAGAGGAGGAUAAUGAAACCAGAAGAUGGUUUUCUAGCGGGUGGAGAAAGGCUUGGUAGGAAGAGGACAAGAUUGAAGACUAAAUGCGUCAAAAAACAAACUAGGCGGACCAGGAAACCAGAGCCUCCAUUGGAUUCGGACUCGGAUUUCAUAGUUUCUGAUGCUGAAAUUGAUGUGCUAACAGAUUUGUCCGUUGGUGGAACGUUAGAAACUCGUUCGCGAAGUUCACGGUGGUUGAGGAAGCGUCAGGCUGCUUGUCAAUCUGAACAUCAGUUACAGAAAGGAAGGAGGUCGAAGCGGGCUGCAAAAGUUGAUGGAGCCGACGACAACGGCAACGCAAAGACCUUGAAUUUGUGUAAGCAAGUCUGUGGCAUUUGUCUAUCGGAAGAACGAAGGGAGACCGUUCGUGGUACGCUGAACUGUUGCGAUCAUUUCUUCUGUUUUGCUUGUAUUAUGGAGUGGUCGAAGGUGGAAUCUCGUUGCCCGAUGUGCAAGCAGCGCUUUGUAUCCAUCAAUAAAUCUUCAAAAUGGGGAAUUGGAGAUGUAUCAAUUAGAGUACCCCGCAGGAACCAGGUUUACCAACCAUCUGAAGAGGAGCUGAGGAGCUAUCUAGAUCCUUAUGCAAACAUAGUUUGUAUGGUAUGCCACGAGGAGGGUGAUGAUAACCUUAUGCUGCUCUGUGAUAUCUGUGAUUCCUCUGCUCAUACUUACUGUGUUGGUCUUGGAAGAGAAGUUCCUGAAGGCAAUUGGUACUGUGAAUGUUGCAAGACUUUUGACCUCAGAGCAUCAAACUUGCAACGGGACCAAGAUCCUACGACAGAUCAGCUUGCUGACUGUAGUUUGUUUUCUGACGGGUCUGUUGGCAGUGGUGGUUUGGACAUUCCUAUGCCUUCCUAUUCUGUCUCUGAAUGUUUAAUAACCUCGCCAGUUCAUUAUCCCUGUCGAAGGGGUGAUUUGUCUCCUCAAUCUCCCUUCUGUGAAGAUCUUGGGAUCACAUCACAGGUGUCAGGGUUUGGUGCUUCAACUGUAAUGAGUAGGCGCACGUUAAGACACCAGAUCCACAGAUUGAUAACUAAUAACAGGAUGGGUCAAACUCUUGAUUUAGCUGAUAUAAGAAAUAUGCCAAUAAAUGCAACCUUUGGAAGUGAUGCAAGCAAAUUUGAAAUCGAGGAAGAUGAUGGAGAAAAGGAAGGUUUUGGAGGAUUGGAACAUGAUGGUCUUUGUGAUCAUGUUGAUAAUGGUGGUGGCAGAUUUGGCACUUUCGGUUUGGCAGAUAGCUUUGGAGAAAGCUCCUCAAGGCAACUGCAAAACAGGGAAUUCUUUUCUAGUAAAAAUUCGAGUUUGGACAGUUCUGACACUUGGUGCUUAGUCAGCUGCACUGCUGUCAAUGCGGAUGGCAGCAAUGCGUUCCACAAUCAGGCGGAGGUAGUUCAUUCAGAAGUGGUAUAUUCUGACGGAACACAAGGUGUAGAAAAAGGCCCUAUCGUUGGGUUAAAUGAGGGAAAGAGUUCACAAUUGCAAGAUGUAAAAGAGCAGGUCUGCACCUUGGUUAAACGUCAUCUCAAAUCUUUUGCCAGAGAUGCUCAUAUAGAUCGUUGUGAGUUCAAGGAUAUUGCGCGGAGAUCAACCCACACAAUUGUGGCCGCUUAUGGAUACAAGUGCUCAAGCAGUAUGGCUAUAGUGGUUCAACCACCAAGUUGUUGUCACACACCAGAUAGUUUUGGUUUGGCAAAUUUGGCGAGGCAUUGCUGCUUCAAUUGCUUCAAUAACUUUGUAGGUGGGGUGGUGCGGAAGAUCAUGAAGAGUGUCUUAAACUCUUGAAAAGCACACACACAGCGUAAUUCUUCAUGUUGGCUUGUUUUUCAUUAAGUCAACUAGUCUUAACCUCCUUGGCAGUUUAUUAUUAUUAUUAUUUUUUUUUUAUUUGUGGUUUUUUUUGUAGAAAAUCUCCCAACAGUUGUAUGAUUGUCGAUCGGUAGAAUUUUAUUCACAUUGUCUUUCUGCAUAAUGAUCGUGCAAGUGAUGGGAUCUGUUUUGUCCCCAUCCAAUUUGCGGACUUACCUUAUAUACAGGUGUGAAGCAAUCGACUUCGUGGGAGUUGUAAUCAGGGCGAUACAUGAAUAUAGGAAAUAAGAUUGGAUACGACCUUUUCAUUCA